GGGAAUAUCACCAGUUAAUUUUGCCACCAGUUAAACUGUCACACCGGAACAUAAACAAUGCUUUUACCUUUGCAGUCCGGAUGAGUUACACUGUUGCACCAGUUUGAGCUUAGUGACCGAUGAGGGUGUGCUUUCUGAAGUUGCUAUCGAAAAGGUAAUUGGGAAGCAGAUGACCAGGCCAGGCUGCUCUACUGUUCCAAUGAGCAACCAUGGACCAGAUCACCUUUCAUCAUGAUACUGUCCUGUCAGAUGUUCACAUGCUCCUGCCCAAUGCCCGCCACCUUAUGAUACGCCUCAACAGUGUUGGACAGCCUGUCUUCAUCUCCAAAUUCAAGAUCUUCUCACAUGGUGAAAGUCUGGACAACAGUGACCCAGAGAAAGGUAUACAUGAGGCAGAGAAAUAUGAUGACCCAAGGGAAGACGAGGGAAAAGACACAGAAGGAAAAAAUGGACAGGAAGGUGUGGAGGGAAGUCUGGAAUCAUUCUUGGAUGAGGACGGAGACCUUGACAUAACACAUCGGCCAAGAAAAAUACCUAUGGGGGGUAGUGACCGAGACUUGGUCUGUCCCAUCAUUCUCAAACAGUCCAACCCUUCACUGGAAGAAGAAGAGAAUAUGGACGAUGGAGUUCAGAGCUUCGAAGAUGUUAUAAGAAUUGAGCACACUAUGGCCACACCCCUGGAAGAUGUCGGUAAACAGCUCCCCGGACAGCAGUUGGUAUCGUCCACAUUACCUGGGAUGGUCCUAAACGCAGGGGAUAAUGCCUCUAUUUUCUCUAUAGAUGUGGGAGAAGACCUUCUAAGCAUGUGCAAGAGAAAUGUGUCGUUAAAUAGACACAUUAUGGAGCCUGCAGGUGGUGAGGUGAGAGUGAGACAAUUGGAUUGGCUCCAGCAGGACCUUUGUACAGAUGCUGAUGUCGAGUUUAGCUGGACAGAGGAGGAAGUUGUGGAUAUGUAUAACAACACUAGCUUCAUCAUUGCUGCGGAUGUUUGCUAUGAUGAUGAUCUGACAGAUGGCCUUUUCCGAACACUGUACCGACUCUGCAGUAACUUUCCUCACACCUGCACAAUCUUCAUCUCCAUAGAGAAAAGGAUGAACUUCUCCCUGCGAGACAUGGAUGUUUCCUGUGAAGCCUAUGACCAUUUCAGCCACUGUCUGUCCCAACUCCAGGACCUGGUGGAUGGAAGAUGCAACUUCAGAGUGGAACAGCUCCCUUGUAACUUUACACAGUGUCUUCUAUAUGAACGCAUAGAGCAACUGGAGCUGUGGAAGGUGACUGCCACUCCACUCACGAGACGAGUCUGAUUUUGAGCUGUUUUCAUCCUGACCUGGUCUCACAUCUGAGCAGCAUGAACACUGUACUCUCCCCAGAAUUUAGCAUACAGAGCUCCAGUUAACAGUUUAAAUUGAAAAUCUAAAAAUGUGAGACAACAUCACCUGUUCCUACAUAUGUAAAAUGAUAUAUUUUAGUCUAUUCAGGAUAGAAUCAGGCAAUUGUUUGUUUUUAACAGUAGGUCAUUGAUCCAUUGCAUGAAUGUAGCAUAAUUUAUUUUUACUUGAUUCAUGCAUUCUUACAUGACAAGUAGCCAUGAAGCCAUUCUGAGGUAAUGGAAGUUCUCUACCUUUGCUAAUGGAAAGUCAAGUAGCACUGCGUGUGUCCCUUGAUGUUUGUACAGUAUGUCUGAUUAAAAACAAGGUUGAAUAAAUUAUUACCAUGGGUA
Molecule: messenger RNA, 1720 nt
Organism: Micropterus dolomieu (smallmouth bass)
Lineage: Eukaryota; Metazoa; Chordata; Actinopteri; Centrarchiformes; Centrarchidae
Gene: mettl22
Product: methyltransferase 22, Kin17 lysine
Exons: 12
Coding region: 210-1304 (364 amino acids)
Biological process (GO): protein methylation
Cellular component (GO): nucleus
Molecular function (GO): protein methyltransferase activity
Source: RefSeq, a predicted model, not a curated record